Messenger RNA from Suillus subalutaceus, 1099 nucleotides. Its product is annotated as alpha beta-hydrolase. The record is from RefSeq and is a predicted model, not a curated record. The transcript is spliced from 6 exons. NCBI's taxonomy places the organism in Eukaryota, Fungi, Basidiomycota, Agaricomycetes, Boletales, Suillaceae. Gene Ontology annotation, biological process: lipid metabolic process. The coding region runs from base 1 to 879 and encodes 292 amino acids.
AUGUUUUUCCUUUCUUUUGCUUCAAGCUUCAUGCUCGCAUGCAUCUUGCAAGUUGCGGCGGUCUCUCAUCCCGCAAUGCGUCGGGCGAAUGUCUCAGCCGUCACUAAGAUGUCGUCUACCCAGCUGGAUGAGAUGGUGCCAUAUGCUCAUUUUGCUAGUGCUGCUUACUAUUCUCCUAUCAUGAUAAAUGCCUGGAAGUGUGGUGAUUUCGCAGACUACGUUGGUUACUGGCCGACAAAAAAUACCGUGGUAGUCACUCACGAAGGUACAGACCCAGCCAAAAUCCUAGCUGAUCUCACUGAUGCCAAUGCAUUGACGAGACGCCUGGACCCUACGCUUUUCCCCGGUGUCGAUAGCAACGUCGAGGUUCACAGAGGAUUUGCCGACGAGCAUGCGCUAACUGCGAGCAUCAUCUUGAAGGAGGUGAAGAGCCUGAUCUCUCAGUAUAACGCCAAGAGCGUCACGCUGAUCGGACACUCCCUGGGAGCCGCCCUCGCGGAGAUUGAAUGUGUGUUUAUGGCCUUGAACCUUCCUUCUAGUAUCGCUAUCAAAGGUGUGACAUUUGGUACACCCCGUGUAGGAAAUCCAGCAUGGGCCGCUCUCUUUGAUUCCCUGGUACCAGACUUCCAACGCAUCAACAAUAAGAAGGACAUUGUUCCGAUUGUCCCAGGGCGCUUCAUGGGCUUCUCACAUGUCCAGGGAGAGGUCCACAUCCUAUCUGAUGGAGACGCAGUCCAGUGCCCAGGCGAGUAUAGCAUUUGUGACGAUGAUGCCACGGAUGAUCAGUGCACAAUCAAGAGUGUCCCUAACAUCUUUGUGGGCAAUCCGUCGGACCACUUGGGUCCAUACCAAGGGGUUUAUAUGGGCCUUUCCCCAUGAUUGACAUAGACUGACUGGAGCAAGCCUCACAUCAGGCCAUUCACCCCCAGAGAUCAGAAGGGACAACGGGGGUCCCAUAGAUUAGAAAGUAUUGUCCUACAUAGGGUGUCAUCCUCAAUGGACACAAAUCUGCAUUUUAAAAAAUUGGGAUGGACUUGUAUUAUAUGGCUUAACGCCGGAAUAUUUGGUUGGUCUUUAUGAAUCAAGCAUUGGGCUGGCG